Molecule: messenger RNA, 3619 nt
Organism: Dimorphilus gyrociliatus
Lineage: Eukaryota; Metazoa; Annelida; Polychaeta; Dinophilidae
Source: the annotation of a GenBank genome assembly
AGUUUUGCGUUAACGACUUAACGUGCUCACUGAAGAAGCUGACAUUUGUAAUUAAAUUUCUACAAUUUAAGGGAUGGCUACAAAUUCGGAUGUGAAUUCUGAAUUGGACAACUUUCUUAAUAAGGUUGAUGAAUUAGAUGAUCUUAUGCAUGGAAUUCGAUCCUCAAAAUUAGACGAUGAAGACGAGUUGAAUAAACUUGAAUUGAAUACCAUACAACAACUCACGAAAUUUAAAUCUGAAAAGGAUAAAACAAGGGACAACAAAUCUGAAAUAAAUAAAACAAUAAUAAACCAAAAGGCUUUUACGGAUAAUCCAGCUGAUAUUCGAGACGAAUUCAAAGCUGCUGUAGAAAAAGAUGCUUUGGAGCGUUCUGAGAGAAGAAAAAAGCAUAUUCAAGAAGCAAAAUUUUAUAAAGAAAAAGGAAAUACAGAAUUUAAAAAUGAAAAUUACGAAAAAGCAGUGGAGUACUACACAAAGGGUAUUGACUUGGUUAAGGAUAUGAUAGUACUCUAUACAAAUAGAGCGCAAGCCUAUAUUAAACUGUCAGAAUAUGAGAAGGCUUUAAAAGACUGUGACUUGGCUUUAAGAUUGGAUGAUAAAUAUUUGAAAGCAUACUUACAUAAAGGAAAAGCGUAUUCAGCUCUAGGAAAGUUUGAUGAAGCAUUAAAUAGCUAUAAAACUGCUAUAUCUUGUGACCCAAAAAAGCAGAAUGUUGUUAGCCUAAUUCAAGGAUACAUAUCUGAAGUUCAGCUGAAGAAAAACCAAGCAAAUUCGUCAGGAGAUAGGAAAGAAAUUCAACUAAAAACUGAAUGUGUAGUUGACGUUUUAGAUACAUUAUUUAUUAAUGGAACUGAAGCUGUCCAUGUACAUGGAGGAUUGAGAAUACUACAGAAUAUACUUUACAUACCUGAUGCUCCAAUUAUUUUUAAAUCUAACGGUGGACUAAGAUUGAGUAGUGAACAUGAUCUAAUUGUUAGAUGUCUUGAAUCCGAGCCAACGAAAUUAACCAAAGAUGAACUUCAAGUUUGCAGUUCAGUAUACGCUUGUUACGCUGCUGCUUGCAUCAACGAUGAUGAGCAUAAACGGGUAAUUUUUCUUGAAAAUGAAAAAUUAGCAGCUCAAACUCAAAAAUUCUUAGACGCUCUUUUGGAAAAGGCCAAAACUUUGCAUGUUGAUAUACUUGCUUUUAUACGAGUAGUUACGUGCAUUCCGAUUGGAGUAGAUGCUUUUGCCACAAAAUUCGAUGCUUGCAGAUUUGUUAAAAGUUGCGUAGAUCUUCAAUCAUUUUAUGAAAAAAAACUUCCAAAAUUGGGAAACGAUAUUGUUGCUAUUUUUUUUGAAUUAUUUAAAUGUAGAAAAUUUCGUGAUAAAAUGGUUUCUCAAAUUAAUGGCAUAUCAGAUAUAUUUGCGGAUUUCAUGAGAAAAAAUUCAAAGAUCAACAAUAUUCGUUUGUUAUCAACAUUUUUAACUGGUUUAACAAGUCUUGCUAGGGAUCAAAGGCUAAGAAAAUUAUUAUCUGAAAGAACAUUAUUUUGGACAAGCAUAUUUGAUGUAUUGGAAAGAGUAAUUAAUCCUCUGGCUUCAUCCGAUAAACCUGAAUUUUCAGUACAACGAGAUUGUAUGUUGCUUUUGAACUGUUUAUGUUAUGAAAAUAGCGAAAUAAUGAAAUCAAAAAGUAUUGGCAAAAUUUGCUCAGCAAUUUACCCUCUAUUGAAAGCAGAGGAGCAUCAACUGCAGCAGACAACUCUUCAUACGUAUUCAACCAUUUUAACAGGUUGCAAAGACAUAGCAAUAGAAAUGAUAAAAUGGGGUUUCGUCGAGUAUUUAAUAGAAUUAAUGACGGAUGGCGAAAAAUUCAAUGGUAAUUGCCUCACAAGAUGUCUUUUGGCUUGUACGCGAGCGGACCAAUCAACUUGUAAGAUGCUCACUUCUUGGUUGCCUGCUUUAAAGUCUCUUAUAAAUCUCCUUGACUUGGAGGAUGAGAAAGCCGCCGGAAACGCAGCGCUAGUACUCACAGACCUCUUAAAUCAUGAUAAGAAUAUAUGUAACACUUUAAAAGCAACCGAUAUUAUACGCAGACUAUUAAUAAUGUGCAAGGAUGCAAAUUGUCAAAAAGUUCGAGUUAACUGCGCCAUAUUUCUUAGUAAAAUAGUAACAACAGAUGAAGAGUUAAAGAUAAAGCUAAGAGAAUUGGACGGUAUAGGAAUUUUACAUAAUAUGUUAAAGUCUGUCCGACUGGACGCCAAAAUAGUUCUAAAUAAUAAAGAUGGAGCCACUGUCGCAGAGCAUCCACAUUUUGGCAUAUUCCUUUAUAUUCGCCAAAAUUUGAAAAAGAUGGAACUUGAUUCGCCGCCACCUUCCGAUAAUCACAAUAAAUCGGUAUCCGAAAGGAUAGAUAGUAUUAGGGCAUUAAGAAGAAAGGUGGAUGUGCUAAAUAGCAGCAUACAAGAUAAGAUUGGCGAUUUGUCAAUUGUCAACACUGAAGCUGAACAAUUUGAGAAUCAUGCGCUAAGUUCAUACGAUUACAUAAGAGAGACUAACGUAGACGCCGACCAGGUGUUCGAUUGUAAAGAAUUUGGGACAAAAUUUAGGUCGCACGUUAGAAGUAUUUAUGGCGAGAAUGGACUUUUGGAAAAUGGCGGAAUUUCAGAAAUGGGUUGGAAAAAAAUUGGGGAAUCUAUUGGUAAAUAUUAUAAACUAUUUUCUGGUAAAAAGUCGUUUGCUGGCUGUCUGGGGGAUAUCCCACCGGAAAAGAAAAGGCAGAGUCGGUCGCAGAUCAGACGAAAAGAUAAGGAGUUGAUGAUGCUGUCUCAACCAGGGGAAAAGGCUGUGGGAUCUGAAAAGAAAGAGGAGACUAGCGCACUAGUUUUGCAUGUUCUAAAAUGUCUUCGUCAUAAUUAUAGAACAAAGAAAAGAGCAAUAGGCUUUUACGAAUUUGUCGUUGAUCCCUUAUCAUUUGGUCGUACGUUGGAGAACAUUUUUUAUUUAUCUUUUCUAAUUAGGGACAGACAUGUAAGGAUGUUCCUUAAUGCAGACCAGCUCCCUGUAAUAAAACCCGUGUCGGAAGAAGAAAGAUCAAAAUUUGCAGAAGUAGCCGAAAUCGAUUCGCUUUCAACUCUCUUUACCGUGACUCAUGAAGACUGGACAAAGAUAGUGGAAAAAUUGGGUAUGGAACAUAGAAGCUUAAUAUCCCGCCCAAAAUGCUAAUGAGGAUUUCUCUCAAUUACCCGUUAGACUCUGUAUUAUUUUUGUACAGAUUUCUUUUUAUAUGGUGUAUUUGUUUAUAUUACUGUUUAUCUCUCUUACGUUUGUACUGACUUUAUCAACGAAAGACAAGUAGUAAAAAGAUUCUAUACUAAGCGGAAGUGAAAGUUCCAAAAAAACGUAGGAGAGGUCGGUAAACGCUUACCGAAUUUCCCCCGGGAGUACGUGUUUUUUUAGACGAUCCAGUUCUGUUAAAAAAAAUAUAUAAAAAAAAGCCUGGACGCCAUCUGCUGGUGGUUAAAAUUCUGAUUAUAGUUAGUAAAUUGGCGGCUCCUUUCACCAUAUCUAAGAAAAUAAAUCAAUUAGGAGAAAAAACAUAUUUUUUCUUCAGUUAGUACAAAAAAGGAAGAGUUA